Messenger RNA from Ustilaginoidea virens, 5592 nucleotides. RefSeq lists its product as uncharacterized. Bases 1 to 5592 code for a protein of 1863 amino acids. Gene Ontology annotation, molecular function: cytoskeletal motor activity; ATP binding; chitin synthase activity. The transcript is spliced from 3 exons. NCBI's taxonomy places the organism in Eukaryota, Fungi, Ascomycota, Sordariomycetes, Hypocreales, Clavicipitaceae. The record is from RefSeq and is a predicted model, not a curated record. Gene Ontology annotation, cellular component: myosin complex; cell periphery; cell septum.
AUGGCAUCGUCACUUCCUCCCUUGGGAGGCGGCAAUGGAGGGCCACAUACCCAGCCUUCGUUACCUUCGUUGCCAGCACAUCUCCAGUCCGAUACUCACAUCACCGGGCACUUGGCUAGCCGAUUCCAUGUGUCUCAUCCAACUGCCACUCUGUCUUCCCACGGAUUGGUGUGCUUGAAUACCUAUACAUCAUCGACCAAAGGCCCGGAUGGCGGGAAGCCGGGAAGUGCCAUGGCUGGCGCCGAAAACAUGGCCGAACGUGCUUGGCUUAGGCUUGGUCAUCGAUCCGAAAAUCAAGCCGUAGUCUUUCUCGGUGAAUCUGGUUCAGGAAAGUCAACCAUCCGGAGUCAUUUGCUCACCGCGUUGCUGGACAAAUCCUCCACCCCAUUGUCCAACAAGCUUUCCCUCGCGGCCUACGUCUUCGAUACCUUGACUACGACGAAAACGGCCACCACUCCCACAGCUUCCAAAUCUGGCUUGUUUUAUGAACUUCAGUACGAUACCUCGGCCACAACAAACCCGAUCCUCAUUGGUGGCAAGCUUCUCGAUCAUCGACUGGAGAGGAGCCGUAUCGCCGAUGUCCCAACCGGAGAGCGAAAUUUCCAUGUCCUCUACUACCUCCUAGCCGGUACCAGCCCUGCCGAAAAGUCCCACCUUGGGCUCAACGACGGUGCCGACGGAUCCAGGAGAUGGAAAUACCUCGGCCAUCCCACCCAGCUCAAGGUGGGCAUCAACGAUGCCGAGGGCUUUCAGCUUUUCAAGACGGCGCUAAAGAAGCUUGAGUUUCCCAGAAGUGAUAUCGCCGAGAUCUGUCAAGUUCUUGCCUCCAUCCUACACAUCGGUCAGCUCGAGUUUGAGUUGACAAACAACACAAGCUCUACCGGAGACGACAGCGGAGGGUUCUCGCACGAAGGUGGCCAGACAUGCACAACCGUCAAGAAUAAGGACGUCAUAGGCAUCAUCGCCGCAUUUCUUGGUGUGAGCGUAGGGGAGCUUCAAGCCACCUUGGGGUACAAGACCAAGAUGAUUCAAAAGGAGCGGGUAACUAUCAUGCUUGAUCCCGUCGGAGCACGAGCGCAUGCCAACGAGCUCGCCAGAACUCUUUACUCCCUGCUCGUCGCUUGGAUCCUAGAAACCGUCAACCAGAAAAUCUGUGCGGUCGAGGAGCAAAUCGCCAACACAAUUUCCAUUGUGGAUUUUCCCGGGUUCGCGCAACAGUCGGCAACCCGCUCCACCCUGGAUCAGCUUCUCAACAAUGCUGCGACAGAAGCCAUCUACAACGUCACCCUGCACAACUUCUUCGAUCGGAAAGCCGAAAUGUUGGAGUCGGAGGAAGUCAGUGUGGCGCCCACCAGCUACUUUGACAACUCGGACGCCGUCAAAGGUCUCCUAAAGCCUGGAAAUGGCCUCUUGAGCAUCCUUGAUGAUCAAACUCGCCGAAACAGGACGGACAUGCAGCUGCUGGAAAGCUUGAGAAAGCGCUUCGAGGGCAAGAAUCCGGCCAUCGAGGUCGGCGCCGCUACCGCCAAGCUGCCCGGCAGCAACUUCUUGACCGAGAACACUGCCGCGUCCUUUACUGUAAGGCACUUCGCAGGGGAGGUUGACUACCCUGUCAAAGGCCUCAUUGAGGAGAAUGGCGAGGUUAUAUCAGUCGAUCUCCUCAACAUGUUCAACUCCACCAAGAGCGAGUUUGUGGGCAGGCUGUUUGGGCAAGACGUGCUCCAAACCGUCACCCACCCCAACGAAAGAACGACUGUGAUGCAGGCCACCAUCAGCUCCAAACCGAUGCGGGCCCCGAGCGUCAUGUCUCGAAAAGUCGGGCGAGGACGUGGUUUCGCAUCGUCGCGGCGUCAGCAAGAGUCAAACAUCUUUGGCAUCGGCAGCCAUGCAGGGUCUAGCAGCCCAAAGGGUAACAGCAACGGCAAUAGCGGCAAGGGCGGGAUCGAGCAGGGAGCCUCUGGACAGUUUCUCUCAUCGCUUGAUAAUGUGCAGAAAGCUGUUACAGAUCCUGGGACGAAUGCCUACUUCGUUUUCUGCUUGAAACCGAAUGACCGACGCAUCGCCAACCAGUUUGAUAGCAAGUGUGUGCGCACACAAGUCCAGACGUUUGGCAUUGCCGAGAUCAGUCAGAGGCUACGAUCUGCCGACUUCAGCUUGUUCCUGCCGUUUGGUGAGUUCCUUGGUAUGGCUGAUGCCGAGACUAUGCUGGUGGGCAGCGAACGCGAACGCGCCGAAAUGGUCAUUGAAGAAAAGCGAUGGCCCAGUAAUGAUGUUCAGGUUGGGUCCACGGGUGUCUUCCUGAGCGAGCGGUGCUGGAUGGAGAUUGCUCGCUUGUCAGAAGACUCGGGUGGCCCGUCCCGUUAUCAGCUGCCCACCUCGGACGGCUACGGCCAUGACGGACUCAACGCAGGAGAGCGCGACAUCUUCGGCACCUCCAAGGAGCAACUCUUAUCGGGAGGCAACACUCCGCUCAUGUAUGGCGAGAAGGGGAAACCCGGCUACUUCGGAUCCGACGAUGCCCGAUCCGAGGCUGGUGUUUCCGCCAUAGGUGGAGGGGACAUGUUCAAGAACUUUGACACCCGAGAGCAAAUGGCGGAGAGAGGCAACGAGAAGAACCUCCAGGAGAUUGAGGAGUACCGUGACUCCCCCAGCCGAAAACGCUGGGUUUUUACGGUCUACUUCUUAACCUGGUUUAUUCCCGACAUUUUCAUCCGCUGGAUGGGCCGUAUGCCUCGAAAGGACGUUCGCAUGGCCUGGAGGGAAAAGGUGGCCAUCAACAUGCUGAUCUGGCUCCUGUGUCUGUUUGCGUCCUUCUUCAUAGUGCUGUUUCCCAUGCUCAUUUGCCCGAAGCAGAAAGUAUUCAGCGCUGCUGAACUUGCUUCUCAUGACGGCAAGGGUCAAAAUUCGGCUUACGUAUCCAUCCGUGGCUACGUUCUCGAUAUUGGUACACUCAUAACAGCCCACUACCCCACAGAACCUCUUGUGAGCAGGAAGAGCCUUCUCAACUAUGCUGGCAAGGAUGUCAGCUCCCUUUUCCCUGUCCAAGUGUCGGCCCUGUGCCAGGGGGUGAACGGCUCUGUGAAUCCGGAGGUGACCCUCGACUACAGAAACACAAACUUCACGGGGUCGCCGACCUUGAUCAAUCUUCAGGAUGUCAAUGCUCGUUAUCACGACUUCCGGUACUUCACCAACGACACCCGCAAUGAUUGGUAUCUCGAACAACUAAUCUGGAUGAGGAGUAACUUUGGCGUGGGUACCAUCGGCUACUCUCCAGAGUACGUGGCGACGCUCGCUAGUAAGAAUCAGGUCAUUGCAAUCAUCGGAAACAAGGUGUAUGACUUGACAACCUACAUGAUUGGUGGUCGCAGAUUGCGUGCCAAGGCUGGUCAAACGCCGCCAGACGACCCAAACUUGACCAACUUUAUGGAUCAAAACCUUCUCGAGUUGUUCCGAACUAAAUCAGGACAGGACAUCACCAAGUUCUGGAACACUCUUCCCAUGCCUCACGAUGUCAAGGCUCGGAUGCAGACCUGUCUCGACCAUCUCUUCUUUGUCGGGGACGUGGACACGAGAAGAUCAGCUCGUUGCCAGUUCUCGGAGUAUCUGGUCCUCUCCGUGUCCGUCAUGUUGGCCUCGGUCAUUGCUUUCAAGUUCUUCGCCGCGCUUCAGUUUGGCUCCAAGAAUGUCCCGGAGAACCUGGACAAGUUCGUCAUGUGCCAAAUCCCCGCAUACACUGAAGACGAGGACUCGCUUCGCCGCGCCAUCGACUCGGCUGCCAGGAUGCGCUACGACGACAAGCGCAAGCUCUUGAUCGUCGUCUGCGACGGCAUGAUUAUCGGUCAGGGAAAUGAUCGACCCACCCCGAGAAUCGUCCUCGAUAUAUUGGGCGUGUCCGAGACUGUCGAUCCGGAGCCUCUCAGUUUCGAGUCUCUUGGCGAAGGUUUGAAGCAGCACAACAUGGGCAAAGUGUACUCUGGCCUGUACGAAGUUCAGGGCCACAUCGUCCCCUUCCUGGUCAUCGUCAAGGUUGGCAAGCCUUCCGAGGUCGUGCGCCCCGGUAAUCGCGGCAAGCGGGACUCGCAGAUGAUUUUGAUGCGCUUCUUGAACCGGGUGCACUAUAACCUGGCCAUGAGCCCGCUAGAGCUGGAGAUGUAUCACCAGAUCCGCAACAUCAUUGGCGUCAACCCGACGUUCUACGAGUUUAUGCUGCAGAUCGACGCAGACACCGUGGUGGCACCGGACUCGGCCACUCGCAUGGUGUCGGCCUUCGUGGACGACACGCGGCUGAUUGCCGUGUGCGGAGAGACGGCCUUGACCAACUCCAAAUCAUCCUUCAUCACCAUGAUUCAGGUCUACGAAUACUACAUUUCGCACAAUCUCUCCAAAGCCUUUGAGAGUCUGUUUGGCUCGGUCACCUGCUUGCCUGGUUGCUUCUCCAUGUACCGGAUCCGGGCUGCCGAGACUGGCAAGCCCCUGUUCGUCAGCCGGGAGGUGGUUGAGUCGUACGCCACCAUCCGCGUGGACACGCUGCAUAUGAAGAACCUGCUUCAUCUGGGAGAGGAUCGGUACCUGACGACGCUUCUGCUAAAGUACCACUCAAAGUACAAGACCAAGUACCUCUUCAACGCUCAUGCCUGGACCAUUGCCCCGGAUUCGUGGCAGGUGUUCUUGUCUCAGCGACGACGGUGGAUCAACUCGACGGUGCACAAUCUGAUUGAACUGAUACCCAUGGCUCAGCUUUGCGGUUUCUGCUGCUUCAGCAUGCGCUUCGUCGUCUUCAUCGACCUGCUCAGCACCGUUGUGCAGCCCGUCACCAUUGCCUACAUUGCCUACCUGGUUGUUCUCGUGGCGACUAGAACCACCGUCGUACCCAUCACGGCGUUCAUCCUGCUGGGAGCCAUUUAUGGCCUGCAGGCCAUCAUUUUCAUCCUGCGUCGCAAGUGGGAAAUGGUGGGCUGGAUGAUACUGUACGUUUUGGCCAUUCCCGUCUUCAGCUUCGGUCUGCCCCUCUACGCCUUUUGGCACAUGGACGACUUCAACUGGGGCAACACCCGUGUCGUUGCCGGCGAGAAGGGCAAGAAGGUGGUGAUUUCGGACGAAGGCAAGUUUGACCCGGACUCGAUACCGCGCAAGAAGUGGGAGGAGUACCAGGCCGAGCUCUGGGAGACGCAGACGUCCAGAGACGAUGCCCGUUCCGAAGUUUCCGGCUUCAGCUACGGCACCAAGGCGCAGGCCGUUGUGUCGGAGUAUGCCUUUCCCAGCCGACCCGGCUCGACCACGGGAUUUGCCCACCACAACCCGUAUGGCUCGCGCAACGACUCGCGCAUGUCUCUGGCUCACUCGGAGAUGGGCCACCACCGUGUCAGCCAGUACGGGGGCUCGCAGUUCUUCAACCCCGACGACAUGGUGGGCUUGCCCAGCGACGACGCGCUCCUGGCCGAGAUACGGGAUAUCCUCAAGACGGCGGAUCUGAUGACGGUGACGAAGAAGGGCAUCAAGCAAGAGUUGGAACGCCGGUUCGAUGUGCCGCUGGACGCGAAGAGGGCUUAUAUUAAUACUGCGACCGAGGCUCUCCUCUCGGGCCAACUUUAA